AAAAUGACGAGAUGAGUCAAGAUUCUUAUUGCUUAGAGUCCAGUUCUACAUGUACAGAACAAAAAUGUUUAUGUACUGGUCCCCUAGAAUCAUGUACAGUGUGUAAACAAGUGUACAAGAAUGGUAUUCUUGGUUCUUUACCAAGUAUGUAUUUAGAUGCCGCGUUGUACAAGGAAUCUGCUGAUACUGGAAUCCGGAUCGGAAAACCUGAUGUUUGUGACAGCAUAGAAUCCGAGGAUACAUCUAGUCUAGUUCUCUCUACUUCUAGUUCUAUGUCGCUAAUAGAACACAAGAUACAGGAGAUACAGGACGGUUCAACAAAACUCUUUGGGAGGAGAAACCAUCCAAACCAAAACUCUUCACAGUGUUUCAAGAAAUCGACUUCAACUUGGAAGGAGUCUGCAGAUUGUGAGUUUACUGAUACUUGUGGAUUAAGGAAUGCAAUGAGUGAUAUAAUAAGUGAUGGCAAAAGUGAUCUAAAAAUUGUUGAACCUGGUGAUCUGCGUACUCAUGAAACUAAUGAUCAUUGUAUAACUAGUGAUCAAUCCUCUCUCUAUAUCGAGCUAAACCACUCCCCUACCCUAUCUCAUGUCGAACAAUCUUCCUCAACUAAAAAACUGAUGAAAAAUUCAAAACAUUUAUCUAGACAUUUACACCAUGAUGAACUCUUCCUACAUUCCUCCAGCAGAGAGAUAUCUACCAGAGAUCAUGCCGGUCAAACGGACGAAAUCAUUCCAGAGAUCUAUUUAGAGAUCAAUUCUAUAAUCAAGCCUGAAAUCAAUCUGAAAAUGGAUCUUGACGAGGAGAACUCACAUCAUGUUUUCAUAUCCAGUGAAAAGGAGUCUCUCAUGGCAAAGGAAGACGAUAUUACGAACCUUCAUAGAGCUGUUCUUCCAGGCUUAGAAGAUAUAAAUAAAGCUGAGGAAGAUGAGAAGAUAAGUAUAGAAAUUCAAGGUGAACAAAAUGACGGGAAAACAAAAACUGAAAAUGGCGGGAAUGACGGGAAAGUGGAAAAGACUGAAGCAGAAAAGACUAAAGAGGAAGAAGAUCAAGAAGAAAUUGAGGAUUUAGAUGAUUUUGUUUACAUUCAAGGCAAUGUUUCCUUGAAGAUGAAGAAGCUGCAAGCUCAGCACUCUACAGACAGUUGUCUCUGCUGGGACGAUAAUCUGUAUUCCCAGUUUGAGAGGCAGUCUAGCUGGACGAGCUACCACACCCACCUUAUUGAUAAAGACAGGGGCGUUCCCACAACAGUUAGGAAAAAAUGGCUUGAGAAGUUGAUCACAGGAGGUCUAUUAUUCAUAUCUACAGCUGUACUAGUGCUGCUCUUCUACGUUCAGAAUUCUAAAUAUCAACUAAAUUUUGGAGACCACAGCUAGACUAUAAUACACUGAAUAGAAACAUUUAAUAUUUUGGAAAAAUACAAUUGUAUAACAAGGAAAAAGUGAAAGUACUGUAUUCUUUAAAUAAAGAAAUAUAAAGAGGAUUUUUUAAUUUGUACCUGUUAUUACACAAAAUCUUAAAAUUACAAAUUCUUGAUCUCAUUUAGAAUAUAAAACAACGCCAAUAAUUCCAACAGUUAUGUUCAGCAAAAGUAUAACCAGUCACUAAACUUUUUGAACUUA
Molecule: messenger RNA, 1622 nt
Organism: Eurytemora carolleeae
Lineage: Eukaryota; Metazoa; Arthropoda; Copepoda; Calanoida; Temoridae
Exons: 11
Coding region: 12-1376 (454 amino acids)
Source: RefSeq, a predicted model, not a curated record